UCCAUGUGUAAGAGAGGUGCAUUGAGAGAAGCCAGAGGAGGAAGGAAGGAAGAGAAAAAGAGAGGGAGCUUUUUUGGGGGGCUCCUUUCACCCCACCUUGGAAAGGAAAGAGAGGGAAGGAAAGGGGCAGAAAAGAGACCCCCAAAUCCCUUGGGUGCCUUUGCAUCAACUGAGUGGCUUUGCUGGACUUUCCAAGGGGACCCCGGGAAUCGGUGCAGUCGUCGGGCCGUCUCUUCUUUUUUCGCAAGAGAAGUUGACUCUCAGAGUUGGCCAGCAAGCCUUCGUGCCGGGAAGACGAAGCGAGGAGGAGGAGGAGGGGAAACUACGAAACAGGGCCAAAGCCUCCUCGCUUGACUGUUUCCUUACUGUUGGAUUAUAUCUCUUGAGAAGACUGUGAAAACCUUUCUUCAGAACCCAUGAACAUCUGGGACAGGGCGCCACAAUGACAGAGGAAGCUUGCCGGACGCGGAGUCAGAAGCGAGCCCUCGAACGGGAGAUCACCCAAAACGACGUGGAUUGUAAAAAGAUGAAGAUGGACAAGGGGUUGUUGGGGGGUCCGGAGGCCAACACUGAAGGCGGUGGGGACCUUAAAAUAAAGACAGACCCCAUCUCUGGAAGGGUCCCGGGAUUAUUAAAAGGAGGGGAGAUGAAAGCCACCAUCAAAGUCGAGGUGCCGACGACGGGGGACGAGCCGGUAGACAUGAGCACAUCGAAAAAUGCCCCCAGUGAUGCCAAGCGAGAGAGAAGAGCCCCCUCGCCCGACGUCAUCGUGCUUUCGGACAACGAGCCGUCGAGCCCGAGAAUGAACGGAUUGACGAAAAUUGCAUUGAAAGAGACCAGCACGGAGGUGCUCAUGAAGAGCAGCCCGGAAGAACGGGAGCGUAUGAUCAAACAGCUGAAGGAAGAGCUGCGGUUAGAGGAAGCCAAACUUGUGCUGUUAAAAAAGCUACGGCAAAGUCAGAUACAGAAAGAGACGACGUCUCAAAAGCCACUUGGAGCUUCUGGAAACGCAGUGGCAACUCCGCCGCCAUUGGUGCGAGGAACACAGAGUCUCACGUCUGGAAAAUCAGCCCUUCUACAGAAUUCUUCACGUAUUCCUGGAACGAUAAUUCCUCCCCCAUUGAUCCGUGGCGGGCAGCAAGCAUCCUCGAAGCUAGGCUCUCAGCAAAGUACCCAAAUAGUCAUGCCGCCUCUAGUCAGAGGAGCGCAGCCCAUUUCUGUGUCUCCCCAGCAAAUCCACAACAUCCGCCAUCACUCCAGCUCGGGGCCGCCUCCGUUGCUCUUGGCCCCACGGGCCUCGGUCCCCAGCGUCCAAAUCCAGGGCCAGCGGAUCAUCCAGCAGGGUCUCAUCCGUGUCACCAAUGUCCCCAACACAAGCCUGCUGGUCAACAUCCCCCAGGCAUCCUCAACUUCGCUCAAAGGUACUGCUGUGACGUCAGCCCAGGUGAACACAGUGUCCAGCCUCGCCUCAAGUGUCACUUCCAUCAUCAACUCCAACGACUCCCCGGCCAGCCGCCAAGCGGCCGCCAAGCUAGCACUGCGGAAGCAGCUAGAAAAGACGCUGCUGGAAAUCCCGCCUCCCAAGCCGCCGGCUCCCGAAAUGAAUUUCCUGCCCAGCGCGGCGAAUAAUGAGUUCAUCUACCUGGUUGGGUUGGAGGAGGUGGUCCAGAACCUGCUAGAAGCUCAAGGCAAAGUCUCGGUGGCUCCCUCCUCGCAGGACCCCUACACAUGCGUCCAGUGCAAGACGGACUUCACCUGCCGCUGGAGGGAGGAAAAGAGCGGCACCAUCAUGUGCGAGACCUGCAUGUCCUCCAACCAGAAGAAGGCGCUCAAGGCCGAGCACACGAGCCGGCUCAAGGCCGCCUUCGUCAAAGCCCUACAACAGGAACAAGAGAUCGAGCAGCGGAUACUCCAGCAAGCGGCUUCCCCUGUGCAGAGCAAGCCGGAGCCAAUUGUGCCGCAGCAUCACUCACUGAAGCAGGCCUCCAGCCAGCUGCCCCGAAGUGCUGGCACCCCCCGCGGAGUCUUGCAUGCAUUUAGCCAGUCGCCCAAGUUGCAGAACGCCUCCGGUGUGGCCGUACUUGGUGGCAGGCAAGGUAAGCGUGCUCAGAGACCCGUCGGCAAAGGAGGCGCAUGCUCUUGGAAGAAGACUCUCGGCAACGCAGGUGGCGCACUGAACUUUGUUAAUCCAAGCCUCACGGUGCACAAAACGACCUCGUCCGCCGUGGACCGCCAGCGCGAGUAUCUUCUGGAUAUGAUCCCCCCGCGAUCGAUCCCGCAGUCGGCCACGUGGAAAUAAUACGGGAACAUCCGCCUUGAGUGGAAGACGUCUCCCUUUUUUUCCCCCUCCAUGUUUAAUUAGUUCAUCUUCUUUUUGUUUGGAUUUUUGGUUUUCCCUCUCUGGCCUCGCCCCACGACUCCCCGAAAAUAUCUCCACGCGGCGUGGAAACCCUGCUUUUCGAGCCUAGCUGGAUCUACCCGUAGGAGAUACAGAAAAGCUUUGCUUUCACGCCCGGAUUGGGAAAACGCUUCCCCGGCGAGGCGGAACGGACACUCGGAAGAGUGGUAAUGAACGUUAGGCUACCAAAUUCUCGUGACUUCUCUCUCUCCCUUUUUAUUUUUGGUGGAUUUUUUCCCUUUGUUUUUGGCGACGGACACGGCCGCCUCGGAGAGCAGAAUCUCGGAUUUAUUAUUAUAAUUAUUAUUAUUAUUUCUUUGUGUAUUUUGGUGUCUUUAGUUGCGGGGGGUUUUAACGUUUUACGAUCAGCACUAGUACAGAACAAAGAACCGGGCGGAAGCCGCGCCCGCUCCGUUGUUUUUGGUUUGCCCCUUUUUCCCCGUCCUGCCUUACAAUUUUCCUUUUUUUAAAAGCUCCUUUUUAGAUUUAAUUUCUUCCCUCUUUCUUUUGGCGGUGGUUGGACAGCAAUCCGGGACUUCUAGUUGUUGUUUUUUCUUGCUCAAGGAAACCAGGACUCGAAGGAGCAAUCGGCGAGGAGAGACUGAUCCAUUUUCGUUCUUUCUUUCUUUCCUUUUUUUCUUAUUUCGUUCCUCCCUUCCGCCAUUUCCAAGGAAGGCACUAUUUACAAAGGAUGCUGGUUUUUUUUUUGGGGGGGGGGAUCUGACUUCCGUUGUUUGCUUUAUUAGAAAGAAAAAAUCCGAUAAUAACUUAUAUUACGAACAAACGCAAAGGGAUCCUCCGCCGCCGGAAAGAGACAGAACGAUUGAACGGGAGGCUUAAUUCCCUCUUUCAUUUGUUCCCCCCUUUCUUUCAUUUUUUGAAGUUUCGAACGGCUGUUUUGCCCUGGACACUGAAAAGUCAGAAGCCCUAAAAGAAAAAUUAAGGACUGGACCGUCGAUCCAAAACCUGCCGGAAAUCUCUGGAGAAAACGGGCGUUCGGAAGUUUUAUUUUUGUUGGUUACGUCCCAAGCUCCCAAAGAGGGUUUGAAAUGGGGUUCGAGGGAACGAGAGAGGAGGAGGUUGUGGGUUUUUUUAUAUUAAAAAAGGCCUCCGUUUCUUCUUCUCCCCCCGUUUUGCUUUGCUUCUGUUGUCGGGGGAGAGAGGUUUCCUUUUUUACUCAGCUGUCUAGGAACAGUGUGCAAUGCAGAAGAGAGACAUGGAGCAGAAGGGACCAGAGGAGUGAAGGAAGUUUGUGUUCUUUGAAAACAAAAACAAAAUAAAAAUUAAUAAAAUGACA
Molecule: messenger RNA, 3695 nt
Organism: Sceloporus undulatus (fence lizard)
Lineage: Eukaryota; Metazoa; Chordata; Lepidosauria; Squamata; Phrynosomatidae
Gene: GATAD2A
Product: GATA zinc finger domain containing 2A
Exons: 13
Coding region: 443-2299 (618 amino acids)
Biological process (GO): negative regulation of transcription by RNA polymerase II
Cellular component (GO): NuRD complex
Molecular function (GO): sequence-specific DNA binding
Source: RefSeq, a predicted model, not a curated record